CCGCUGCCGCUUCAACAUGGCGGCGCGCAGCCCAGUGCCGCGGGGGGGGGUGUUGUCGUUGUUGAAGCUUUAUUGUUCCCGCGGUGGCGGCCGCUGCCGCCGCGCCUCGUGUCCGCCGCGCCGCUCCCAAUAAAGUAUAUUUUGAAUUACCUGCCACAACAUACCGCUUAAAGAAGGUGCUGAAAAAUGUGCCCAUUGUUGCCCAGACUGCAGCUCAGCAGUUAUAGAAGUCUUCCAGGAGAUGGAGGAAGUGAGUUGGCUUCCUGGGGUAAAUGCUGGGCUUUCUGAAAGCGGUGUGGAGACCAUGUCCAGAGGAGGCCAGUAGACCCUGGUGCCAUGGAGCUUCCCAGUUACAGCAAGCAGCUGCUGCAGCAGCUGUAUGCUCUCUGCAAAGAGCAGCAGUUCUGCGACUGCACCAUCUUCAUUGGGAAUGUUCAUUUUAGAGCACACAAGGUGGUUUUGGCUGCUGCCAGCCUGCUUUUUAAAUCCUUGUUGGACAGCACAGACACCAUCUCCAUCGAUGCUUCUGUGGUGACCCCUGAGGAGUUUGCACUCUUGCUGGAGAUGAUAUACAGUGGCAAACUCCCACUGGGGAAACACAAUUUCACCAAAGCUAUCUCCGUGGCAGAUAGUCUGCAGAUGUUUGAUGUGGCUGUUAGUUGCAAAAACCUCCUCAGGGACCUCAUCAGCUGUUCUACUCAGGGCCAGGUAGUGAGUGAAGUCUCCAGCCAGGCAGCAGACUCAUCUGGAAACCAUGCUGAAGCUAAUAACCUGCCCCAGUCUGAAAAACCUGAUGAAGGGGAAACAGAUAUUAUCCUUCCUCGGAGAGUUUCCCCUUUUCCUGGCCCUGUAGAAGCAGAAAUGGAAGCAGAUGUUUAUCCUCCUGGCCAGGAACUUACCAUGAAUCACACCUGGGUUCACCAAGACAUGAUGUCGAGUGACUCUACAUCCCUCCAGGAGGAUUCAGGCUCUAGUCCUGAUCAGCCUUCCCAUGCUGAGCAGGGUGGUUGUGUGGAAGAGAAGCUUGCUGAGCCUCCAGAGGAGAAAGGAGUGGGGGAUUUAGCAGCAGAGAGUAAAAGCUGUAAACUGCAUUUCUUUCUUCGAUAUGAAAGUGUUUUCUCUGAGGCCCUUUCUGAUGCCCAGGCUGUGCUGAAAAGACUAGAAGAAUGCAGAGAAAUUGAUGCCUUUCAAAAGGAGUCUCUGGUUGCCUGUCUGAUAGAGGCAGGGGAACAGUCGGUGUUCAAGAAACUGCUGAGCAAAGUGGAGGAUGCUCAGACCCUGGAUCCUCAGGCCCUCGUGUCUUUACUGAAGCUGUUUCAAGAUGCGAAUCCUAAAGUGAGAGCGGCUUUGCUGGAGAGGGAAGAGGGCAGUGGAGAAACCCUGAAGCAAACAGAGAGCACAGAUGAGGGAGAGACGCUGACUGCUCGCUUGCUGGGAUGCAGGGAGGAGCUGAUCCAGAGCGUGACACAGCUGAGCCCCAUUGUAGAGUUCCUGGAGGCAGCAGAAGAGGGAUUCCUGACUGCCUCGGAGAAGCGGGUAGUUUUGGAUUGCUGUGAAAACAGAUCUCAGAGGGAAGCCAUGGACAACCUGCUCAGGAAGGUGGAUGAAGAGAAAACCCUGAAAGCGGAAAGUUUGGUCAAGCUUCUGGGGGCUGUGAAAGCAUCAUUCCCUGGUCUCCACCUUCUGCUAGAAAACUUGGUGACAACAGCAAACGUCUCAGAUGCCAAAGCCAAAUGGAGCCCAGAGGAUUAUGGAGCCAAACUGUUGAGACAGUACCGAGAAAACUUGGUGGAGCUCCUCACAGACAACCAGAUGCUGCUGCAGGGCAUCUCUGCUGCACAGAGCCUGGCUCCUGCUGAGAGAGAGGUGAUGGAGCAGGUUGUAAAGUGUGAGGCCGGCGGUUUCGCCUCCCUUGUGUCGGCAGCGCUGGAGGAGCAGUCUUUGUCGGUUUCUGCUGUUUGGCAGCUGCUGCUGGCUGUGCGGGAACCUGCACCACUGAACCUGCUCAUGGAGGAGAUCCGGAAACAACCCGGUGCAGACUUUUUCUUCCAAGCAGUGGCCACCAGUGAGAGCACAGCCAUUGAGAUCAUCCUGCGGCACAGCAAGCUGAUCUCAGAGGCUAUCCAGCAGAGAGCAGACCUGGAAGGCUUGGCUCCAGGGGAGGCAGGACUCACAGAAGCAGUAAAAGAGCUACUGAGUAUUUCUGCUCAGAAGGUAAGUUCAGAGGCCUCCCUGAAAGCAGCUCUGAGCACAGCCCAGGAGAAGUCUGUCCCAGCCAUCAAGAUCUGUGAGCUGCUGUGCAAUGUCCAUGAGUCCUUCCCAGACCUGCAGCCAGUGAUGCAGGAGCUGGGGCAUGUGGGUCUCUUGACUGAGGGAAGUGGGGAGAAACUUGGCAUCAGGAAGUGGAAGGUGAACAGUGAAUCCCAAGUUGAAGCUCUGGACAAAGAUGAGGACAAGGCAGGAGGUUCCAGUGCCAAGGAACUGAAGGAACCCCAAGAAAAAGCUGCUUCCAAGAAGAGUUUUGUCUGCAAAGCCUGUGAUAAGAACUUCCACUUCUACUGCCGCCUGAAGGUGCACAUGAAACGUUGUCGGGUGGCCAGAGAAAAGCAGAUCCAGUGUAAGGAGUGCAGCGAGGUCAAGUCAACGAAGAAGGAGCUGGAGAAGCAUCAGCUGGAGGUCCAUGGCGUGGCAGGGGUGGCCAAGAAGAAGAAGAAGCGGCUCCCUGUGGCGUGCGACAUCUGUGGCCGAGAGUUUGCUCACGCCUCAGGGAUGCAGUACCACAAGCUGACAGAGCACUUCGAUGAGAAGCCCUUCUCCUGCGAGGAGUGUGGGGCCAAGUUCGCAGCCAACUCCACGCUGAAGAACCACGUGCGGCUGCACACGGGGGACCGGCCCUUCAUGUGCAAGCAUUGCCUGAUGACCUUCAUGCAGGCCUCGGCCCUCGCCUACCACACCAAAAAGAAACAUGCUGAGGGGAAGAUGUAUGCCUGCCAGUACUGCGACGCCGUGUUUGCCCAGUCCAUCGAGCUGUCGCGCCACGUCCGGACCCACACGGGGGACAAGCCAUACGUCUGCCGGGAAUGUGGGAAAGGCUUUCGCCAGGCCAACGGGCUCUCCAUCCACCUCCGGACCUUCCACACAGACAUCGAAGAUCCCUAUGACUGCAAGAAGUGCCGGAUGAGCUUUGCUACCCUGCAGGAGCACCGCAAGCAUGUCCACGAAGCCCACUCCCGGGAGUUCCACCCCUGCCCCACCUGCGCUAAAGUCUUCAGCGCCCCAUCACUCCUGGAGCGCCACAUGGUGACCCACAUCAGAGGAAAGCCCUUUAGCUGUGAGAUCUGUGACAAAGCUUACCAGCAGUUGUCAGGGUUAUGGUAUCACAACCGGACCCACCACCCUGAUGUCUUUGCAGCUCAGAACCACCGCUCCUCCAAGUUCUCUUCCCUGCAGUGCAGCUCCUGUGACAAAACCUUCUCCAGCACUGCUGCUCACCGAAAGCAUGUCAAGGCAGAGCACACAGAUGUGAAGUUCCAUGAGUGUGAGACAUGCAAGGAGCUCUUCCCUACGCUGGCUCUGCUGCAGGUCCACAUGAAGUGCAGACACUCAGACUCCCACCCAUUUUGCUGCUUGUACUGCUCGGCAUCCUUCCGCUUUCCAGGGGCCCUGCAGAGCCACGUCACCAGUGAGCACUUCAAGCAGACGGAGAGCACCUUCACCUGUGAGCUCUGUGGGGAGCUCUUCCCCUCCCAGGGUGAGCUGGAGGGACACUACAGCACUGAGCAUCCCAAGGUGGUCUUCUCCCAAGCCACCACGGCCCAGAUUGUGCAGGUGAUACAGACGUCAGAGCAAGGAGCAGCAGAACACAUCAUCUCUUUCGAUGACACCCAACUCGCUGGCUCCCAAGUCUUUGUGACAUUGCCUGAAUCCCAAGUGAGCCAAACAGGCUCUGAGCUGAUGGCAGUGACUAUGGAGGACUUGUUUGAUGACAAAGUCACUCUGAUUUGUGAAGAAACCAAGUGAGAGUGAGCGGUGGGUGCCCGUGCAUGACACCUGGUAUCCACUAGACUCUCUUGGGAGCUGUACCUCAGUGUGCUGCUCCAGCAGGGAGAUUCGGGGUUUCUUUGGGAAAGAAACCCCCCAGGUAUGCAAUGCUGCAAAAUAAAUGGUAUGCAGCAAGCACAGCAUGGCCAAGGAGAGAAGUUUGUAGACAUUCACAAGGGCCUGGGAAGUCUCCCUGCAAUCAGCAAUUGCCAGCUCAGGUGAGCUGGACCACCCAUUCCUCCUGGCUUAAGAGAAAUAAAGAAGCAGAGGAAAAGAUGGGAAUUGGGUGUAUUCCUCCACUGCUGUGAGCAGAGUGGAGGGGAGGAGACUAGUGCAAGACAAAGUUGGGGUGGUAUGGGUAUGUGAAACCAAAGGUAGAGAUUUUUAUGGCUGAAUCAGUGAGAUGCUUGCAGGUAUCUGAUGCUCAUCAGGGUGAGUAAGGGCUGCUUUAUUUCUUUUGUUGCUCUCUCCUGUACCAUUGUGCUGCCUGUUGCGCCAGCUAGAAAAAUCCUCCAGCAUGGAGCUGAUGUUUGGGCCUCUCUGCUCAGGCAGAGACUUCUUGGGAAUUGUUGUGCUAAAUGGCUUCAGAACUGUUUAGGUAAUACCCUGUGUAGUCCAGGUCUGAUCCCGUCCAUGUUUUUGCUGCGGCUGUCCAUUACAAAGAAGGGUCACAGGCAGGUCUAGGCAUCCACAUCCUCUUUGGGAGCAAACAGCCCUGAGAUCUCCCACCCCUCCUCUAGUUCACUGAGAACAUGCUGAAGCUGCCACAUCUGAGAAAGGAGAAGGAGCUGUGCCUGCAUGCCAGGGCCCCUCGUUACUGGUAUCAGUAGAUUGGCACUAAUGAAGGUAUUUCUGUCUGAGUGUGCAGUAGCUGCUGUGACUGCACACAGAUGUUCCCUGUGGCACACAGGGAAUUGCUUUGUAAAAUGUGUUCACACAUCAUAAGUACUGUAAAAUUUGCUUCUCUGGUGCCAGCACAAUGCAACAGCUUCAUUGCAGUGCACUGGCCCCUUUAAGGCUAAAUUUCAUAAAGCUUUUUUAUCUGCAGUUUCCUAAAAUAUAAUCUGAUAAUUAAUGGUUUGCUGAAUCCAUUAUGAAGUGCAAUUAGAUAGAUGCAGGGUUCCUGUGGCUCUGAGGGGACUGGUAGCAUUUAUCUUCCUUUCCCUCAUGCCAAAAGGUUGAACUCUGCCACUGUGAUAUUUACGUACUGAGCGGUGAUCCCCGCUGCAUCUCACAACCUGAGACCCAGCAGCGCCCGUUUUAUCAUGCUGCCCAGAGCCAUGGGAGCACAGGAGAUUAACAGAUUGGAGUUUUCCAGCAGCAUCUUGUGCUGGCUGCUCACAGCCACCAGGCAGAGGUGGUCACACAGGAGCGUGCCCAGGUGGUCGUGCCGGUGAGUUUGUUGCUCCUGUUACAACUCGGAGAGAAGUGAACAGCAAGGGUUGCUCCCAGGAGAGAGGCUGGGUGAAGCUAAUAUUCUGCAUGGCAUUUUUUGUGAGUGUGUGUGGCAGCAAGGUAUGACCUUGUUGAAGAGUUGCACAUGUCUUGAAGGGCUCCCACCUUUCUCUUCCUCGGUUGAAUGCAGGGUUUGUCCUCCAAGCUUUGCAGUGAUGGUGAAAUGGAGGAAGCGUGAGGUUAAGCUGCCACUGAAUCCAGGUAUGACCAGGAGAUGGUGCUCAAGGUCUUGAGGAUUGGUACUAAUGGCCAGGUGCUUCUGCACCUUUGCUGAAGCUCCUCUUGGGCUUCCCAGGCCUCUCCCAGCUCCUGGGCUGGCAGGCAUGGACAGCCGGCGAGCCACUGCAAAGCUGAAGCACAGCUCCAAGCCCUGGAUAUCACUGCUUAAAGAGGAGCCUGAAACAGGGCCAUGGCCACCUAUGGAGAGGGUAAAAUAUAUCUGUUACUGAGGUGAAGCAGUGAAAAAGCCUGGGACUUCUCUUGGCCGGGAGGAGAGCAGAGGGGGAACUGCUGGAGACUAUCUUAUGCCUGCCUGGACACAGAAGAGCUGUGCAUGGCGCUUAGGAUGAGUAUCGGCAUAAUGACAGAACAAGCAAGUAUGUCUUGAUAGUCUCUGAGCAGAUGUGUUGGAGAGGUAAGCAGUGAAUUUUGUACCACAGGCUGGUGGAGGUGGAAGCUGUUCCCCCUUUCCUGGAUCCCUGGGUCCCGGGAGCUGUGGAAGUCCUGCACAGGCUGCGUGAGUGCUCUGGAGCAGGGGGUGAAUUGUCUAGGCAGUGCUUUGCAGAUGUCCUAGGCUUCAUUUGGGAGCCAGUACCUGCAGGGAGCACUAUGUGAAACUGAUGUCCCUUUGUUCCUGAAAAACAUUGAAGGAAGAGAAAGGUUUAACAGGAUUUGGGGAGAAGCUGCCUUAUUUAUAGCCCUCUCAUAAGGCAAGGGGAACUUAGCUAGGGAAGAGCACGCACACAGUGUAUUUUGGCUUUGAUCUGUUUGGUCUCUGUUGACCAAGUAUUGUCACAGUUGAAGGGGGAUGGUGUGGAUCACACGUCAGGAGCAGUUCAGGCUCAUGUCUCCUGUUUAGGGCCGUCUCUUCUGCCUUUGUGCCCUGCAAGAGCCUGUGUGGACGUAUCCUCAGCAGAGUCCUGCCAGCAGUAUACACCCAGUGAGAGCUCUGCAGCUGUAGAGAGACCAUCAAGCAUCACCCAUAUAAGGAGAUAACAGCUCAGAUCCUCCCAUUUCAAUUUUUUCCUGCUGGAUGAAAUAUGUAUGUCAGAGCAAAUUGCAAUUUUAGCAUUCCCAUACCUGGAAGGAAGAUGCUUUUCCCAGGGCACAUCCUAGUCUGGUGUGCACAAUGUUGAAGAUGCUGAUCACUAGUGUUUUCUUUUUAUGCUGCUUAUUCUUUUUUUCUAUGUAAAAAUAAAACAUGGAGAAGGAAGGAUGUAGCUACAGAGUGUCAUGUAAAGCAAUUGGUUGGAAGGAAAAAUCCUUGUUUCUGGAAACAUGAUUUUUAUAGAUCUUCAGCCAGGUGUUGGGUGACCCACUGGGUUUUGUGGGGUCCUGUUCCACUCUUGUCCUUGAUGCUGUUCUCUGUAAGGAAGAGAAGCUAUUGUCAGGUCAGGCUGAAGCAUGGGACUGUCCUGCCCUUUGCUUUGUCCUCCUGUUGCAGGUGCCAGAUGCUUUUGGAAAAAGGGCAGAGUGCCUGUAACAGAAGCCUGGGGAGUAACAUCCCAUGGAGGACGUUAGAUCAGUUAAUGAUUUGUAUAUCUCCAUGCAUUAAUUGGUGCCAUUUAGGGUGCAGGACUAAGCUUGCAACUGUUAGGAAAUGUCUGGUUUUUGCACAACUUUCAUUCUGACCUGGUGUCUGUCCAGUUCACUGGGGGAUCCUUUGGAAAAAGGCAUGGUGCAGUCCUCACUUGGCACUUCCCAAUGCAAAGUGUAGUUUUGCCAGCCCCAAGGUGUUAUUUUAACACCUUAUUAUGCAAAUUCUGUGCUCUGGGCUUUGGAUUGGGUUUGGUUGUGUGUUUGUUUUUUGUUGUUUUUUUUGUUUUGUUUUGUUUUUUUUAAAUUUGACCCGUCUGUGAUUAGAUGUAAAGAUGAUGCUGCCUUGCCCAGGAGUGAGGGUUGGAGGUGGUGGGAGCACAGAGGCAGCUUGGAUGUUGCUUGAAGCCUCUCCUGGGGGAUAGGGGGAAGAGAGCAGGUACCAGUGGUCUGAAACCCCUCCAUGUGAGUUGGGCAGCCCUGGCAGCCCCUGUGCCCUGGCUGAUGCUGAUGUCUUGGCAGAUUUCAUUAUUGGUCUGUCAGGCUGCUAGCACGCCCCUGGUGAAUUCAAGCACUGGAAAAUGGGAGCAGUGAUUUCAACAGCCUCCAGCUUAUCAAACACUGAGUGGCGUUUUGCAGGGCAGAGAUGAGAUGCUUUGGCAGCCAGAGGGAAUUCCCUCUCCCGAAUAUCGUGGUUUGCUGCAGUGAGAGCUCAGGUGUGCUCCCCUGGGAGAUGGGCUCAAAAACCUUUUGUAAUGGGGAGGAGCAGGCUGGCUAAUGGAGGGGGCUCGGCUGCCUCUCCAGCAUCGGUUAAUGCGUCUAAUCUUCCAGCACAGUCAGCUGUACGAUGCCUUGUUGCAGUAAGUCGCCAUGAUUCCUAAUUUUCUGCAUUAAAACAGUGCUUUCUUUUAUUGGGUCUGCAGCCAGCCUUUUGCACACGAUGAAGAACGCAAACAGAAGCUCUCACUUUGUUCUCCCAGCACCAUUUAUCAUCACUCAAAGCAGGAUGUCUGCCCAGGUUUCUAAUCAUAUUUAAGAAAACCUGAUAAAGUGUAGCUCAGUCCAUUUAAUACAAGACACAUGGAUGCUUUGUAGUGCCUGCUGUUAAGUUGCUAUAUAUAGCUCUCAUCUACAAAUGGGAGUGGGGCUGGGAAGCACCUAUGGGUCAGACUUGUUCCUGUGACCUGCAAGGAAACACAAAGUCCUUGCCAGCAAAGUGUGCUGGCGAGACAGAGGUUGAAGGAGCAAUAAGGAGCCGUGGGGAUCCAAAUUGCCUGGCAUGCAGGCGCAGGCAAGCUGCGUGCAUCUUAGUAUCACUAAAUGUCAGGCUGUGUAUCUGGGAAGAGGUGAUGCUGGCCAUGCAGAGAGAGGAGGGGACUGAGGUCAGGAUGUCUGAAAGCAUCCUGAGGUCUGCUGGUCAUAACCAGAAGCGUGUGGAGCCAUGAGCGACGUUUAGGGGCUUUAGUAGCUGCUUUUGGCAGAAGUCAGGAGGUGUUUACUGCUUCGCCCUGCUCUGAGCGUUGCUGCAACUAGAUGUCAUUCCCGUACAGCUGCUCACCCACAGCAGUGUGUAAGUAAAUGACAAACUGAAGGCUGUGUGGGGAAACAGCUACCAGCACAAGUCGAGCUGGAAAAUCUGCCUUAUUGCACGGUUGCAAAGGAGCUCUGAUUGCUCGGUGUGGCUAAGGAGUGAGUGACCUGGUGGCAGCUUUCACCCCCCUGUGCUGGGGGACUGUGUUCGCUCCCGUCUCUGUACUCUAGCAAAGGCAAAGUGCUGAAGGGCAUCAACACUAGUAAGGUUCCAUCCGUACAGAUUAGCCUUAUUUCCCUUCCCCUCUUAGACACCCUUGAGAUGUCCAGCAUUGAGGGCAGUCCAGACAGUGGCCUUUCACUUCUGAUAGGGGCAGUCAGUCCCUGUCUUGUUCCAAGGGAACUCAGGGUCAAGUUUGUUGGCCAAUAAUCCCUCCAUCCCCUGGAUCGGGGAUAUUUAGAGCCCUGCAGCAUAUGGGAAGCCUGGUCUGGGCAGGCUGUCUCCUUGUGUUCUUUUCUGUGCUUCCCAGACCUUCUCCUGCUGGCCUGAGAGCCUCUUGCAGAUGGGGAGGGCUGGCCAGGAUGGAUCAGUUGUACACAUACUCGCUUGGAGCACAGAGUAGCUGCCAGCAAACGGGUCUGCCCAUGUAGAUUAGAUCUAGCUUGGUGCCGUGCAAAACUGCCUCAGCCCACAGGUCUUCUGGCCACUAGAAACUUCCUGCCAGAGAGUUUGCUCUCCUCUUCCUGGCUGUAAUAAGGUGAGUGGAGCCCUGCCUCAGGUUUCAAACUGCCUGUGGAGAUAAUCCAUGCCCUUCCAGCUGUGCUGAACCUGCUAACGGGCAUGAUGAUGGCUUUCCCUGACAUGUGAAUCUAGCUUUCUCUGCCCAAGGAGGCCAAGGCCAUAUGUCACCUACUCCAUGGUGUUGGCCUUCUUGGCCAGCACUUUGGUAGGGAAGAGCUCCAGUCCUUGCCAGCCACCCUCAUUUCUCCACCCUGCUGUGCUUCACCUGGACGAGAUCUCCCCGGAGGUUCAUCCUAGCCCUCCACCCACUUUCAUCCAGUCUCUCAUCACCCAGAGCAUCUUUCCCAAACCUCAUCCCAUGGACAUGGUGCAUCUUGAUGUACGCUUGCCAUGAGCUGAGCCACGUGCAGGGCUUUGCUGUCUGUAGAGACUACAUGUGAAUGCACAGCCAGAAAGUCUUCAGUUGCUGGUAAAUAACUCCCAUUCUGACCUUCUGCAGGAGUCACAAGGAGGGCUCUGCACUGGGUGGAAGAUGGGUGGGAUGGCUGAAAGGACCCACUGACAAUUACAGACAUACGGGUCAUUCCCUUUAUCCAACUUGUGUUGUUUUAAUUUCUUCCAGCUCUGAGGCUACAGCUGAGACACUAUUCGGUGCAGGACCACCCUGUCAGUUGAUACUUAAUGCCAUAAUAAUAUUACAUUUGUUUAGCCCAUUGCACUUCAAACAGUAAGUUGUUUCUUUUGUCUCUGAGCAUUUAAUAGCUGUUGUUACUGAGCUGUCCAGUGACACACGGGGCUUUUUCCAGCGUGGUUAUAGAUGAUAGUGAAUUUAGUGAUAUGCAGGAGUAAGUCAGAUGAUCCCUGUGGCGUGUGUGAACUUCCAUUUAUCAACACUACGUUUCCCUUGCAGCAAAACUGGUCUCUGUUAGCAGUGAAUUCCCUCUGCAGCUCCCUACAGCCUCUCUCAUCGACUAACCCAGAUAAUCCUCUGCUAUCUGCCACAUCUCAGUAGAUCUAUUAAACACACAAUAGUUCUGGUGUCCUUGUGUGUAACCAGGGUAGGUUGCAAGAUUUUAAAUCCCCCAGUGGAGGAUACUGUCAAAGUUUUAUUGAAAGUCUAAAUAAACAAACCACUUUUACUCAUCCA
This is a messenger RNA of Tyto alba (common barn owl), 10670 nucleotides long. It is a transcript of the gene ZBTB40, whose product is annotated as zinc finger and BTB domain containing 40. Gene Ontology annotation, cellular component: nucleus. The record is from RefSeq and is a predicted model, not a curated record. The transcript has 19 exons. The coding region runs from base 337 to 4020 and encodes 1227 amino acids. NCBI's taxonomy places the organism in Eukaryota, Metazoa, Chordata, Aves, Strigiformes, Tytonidae. Gene Ontology annotation, molecular function: protein binding; DNA-binding transcription factor activity, RNA polymerase II-specific; RNA polymerase II cis-regulatory region sequence-specific DNA binding. Gene Ontology annotation, biological process: regulation of transcription by RNA polymerase II.